This is a messenger RNA of Tetrahymena thermophila SB210, 204 nucleotides long. RefSeq lists its product as hypothetical. The record is from RefSeq and is a predicted model, not a curated record. NCBI's taxonomy places the organism in Eukaryota, Ciliophora, Oligohymenophorea, Hymenostomatida, Tetrahymenidae. The transcript is spliced from 3 exons.
AUGAUAAAUGCUAGAAUAGUCCCAUUUUCUAUUAAUGAAGUAUGCGAAGUGUUUACGUUUUACGAAUUCGUUAAUUCAAAUAAACUCGACAACUGUAAAACCUUUAUGUUAGCAUAAGCUUACUUUUAUAGUUUUGGUGGUGGUCCCCAAACGACCACCUUUAAAACUUUGACAUUCGAUCUUAUUUAAAUAACAAAUGUAUGA